GAAAUAGAUUAAGAGGCUGAAACUUUUAGAACAAGAAAAGGAUUUUCUGCUUCAAGGUUUGGAUGUUGUUGAAAGAGCCUGUAACUGGUAUUUACAGCAAAUUGCAAAUGUAAAUGAUAAGUUAGAGAGAGUCAGCAAGUGGGAUACAUCUCAUUCAGAAUAUUCCAUGGAUGCUCACCAUGAGAGGUUAAAUUUUCAAAUGACUAGGAUAUCAGAGGUCAACCAGUAUUUGAAUGCUUUAAUGGAAUCUUCAGAAAAAGGAUUUCCAAUUCAUAUGAAUCUGGCUGUACAUCAGCGAAAUAUUUAUGGAGAACAAAAAACAGCAACUCAGACAAUACAGCGUUUAAAAUCUCAGAACCAUGCUUUGACUGAGGAAAUAGCAAAAAAAAGUGAAAUGAUAACACAAUUAGAAGCGGAAAAAUCUGCACUUGUACGAGAACUGUUCCAUGCUCGUACUUACUCCAAGAAAGAACCAAAUGAUACUACAUUAUGGUAGUCAAGUGUUCACGUAUAUUUUUUGUAUAGUAUAAAUUUUAAUGUUUUAUUUUGUUUAAUAAAAUGUCUAUUUUAUUGUUU
Stegodyphus dumicola is the source of this 576-nucleotide messenger RNA. RefSeq names its product suppressor APC domain-containing protein 2. The record is from RefSeq and is a predicted model, not a curated record. NCBI's taxonomy places the organism in Eukaryota, Metazoa, Arthropoda, Arachnida, Araneae, Eresidae.